Molecule: messenger RNA, 1056 nt
Organism: Octopus sinensis (East Asian common octopus)
Lineage: Eukaryota; Metazoa; Mollusca; Cephalopoda; Octopoda; Octopodidae
Product: general transcription factor IIF subunit 2
Exons: 8
Coding region: 170-952 (260 amino acids)
Biological process (GO): transcription initiation at RNA polymerase II promoter; transcription by RNA polymerase II
Cellular component (GO): transcription factor TFIIF complex
Source: RefSeq, a predicted model, not a curated record
CUUUGUUUUCACUACGACGGAAGUUGUUUAGUCCUUUUUGUGGACAUUGUUUCUUUGAGUAAUUCUAUUGAAAAACUAUAUUGAAAGUGUGUUUAUUUUAAAAAGAAUUCUUCACAUCCAGCAUUGUUCUGGAUAUAAGUGUUUGUAGAUACAUACAUAUCAACUAGUUAUGAGUGAAAUUGGACAUGAAACCAAAGAGGUCGAUUUAACGGCUGCUGGCCGAGGUGUAUGGUUAGUUAAAGUUCCCAAGUAUUUGUCGGAGAAAUGGAGGAAGGCUCCCUGUAGUUGUGAGGUGGGAAAACUGAAGAUCACUAGAUCAAGAAUCAGUGGUUCAAAACCUGAGGUGAUUUUUACAUUGGGUGAGGCUCUCUCUCGCCCUGAAGCUCCACAAAGAACAGAUGAUCCUGCAGGAUUGGGAGUUCCCAAAGAGCACAAGUUUGUACUUACCGCUAUAGGAAAUCAAAAUCUUGUUGUUGUAUCGCAGACACCAACUGCCGAUGUUGAAUUAGGUACCACUGACAAACUUGCAAUCGAGGGCAAAGUGAUCCAACGUGCAGAAUGUCGACCUGUGGCCAAUGACACAUACAUGAAACUGAAACGUUUACAGCUUGUCUCAAAGAAUAAACCAGCACGUCAAGUGAAACAGCUGGAUAUGGUGGUUAACAACUAUAGACCAGUAACAGAGCACUCGUUCAUGAAAGAACAUGAGCAACGAAAGAAAGUUGAAGGCAAGAAUAUCCGUAAGGAGAAGAAUGAAGUUACCGAUAUGCUGUUCAAUGCAUUUGAGCAGCACCAGUACUACAAUGUCAAAGACUUGGUCCGUAUUACCAAACAGCCCAUUAUUUACUUGAAGGAAAUUCUGAAAGAGAUUUGUACAUACAACAUGAAAGCCCCACACAAAAACAUGUGGGAACUGAAGCCCGAGUACAGACACUACAAGGAAAAAACUUGAGCAGAACACUCACUCAUGUAGCUUUAGCUUUCUUUCCUAAUACUCUAUUUCACUUUUAUUCAGUCCAGCAGUGCUGGUCACUACCAUAAACUGCCAAAAUUUCC